AUGCUAAAUGCAUUUCUCUGGAACGGAGUCUCAGAUUCAGCUAAUGGAGCGAAAGUGUCGUGGGAGAUAGUUUGCACUCCUAAGAAGGCUAGAGGUUUGGGAAUUCGAAGAAUUGCUCAGAUUAAUCAGGUGAAGCUUCGAGAUUUAGCCCGUCCGUUUAUUGUCUGUCAGCUUGUCUCAGGGAAAAAUGCGUUAUUCUGGCAUGACAAUUGGAGCUCUCUUGGUCCCUUGAUUGAUUUGACCAUUGCUAAUGGACCGAGAAUUUCAGGUAUCCAUAGAUUUGCAACAGUCUCACAGGCUAGAGUGAAUAAUGAGUGGCUGCUUCCAAGAGGACGUCACUCUCUUCUUCUCUUGCUAAGGAAUUGCCUCCCUGAGCUUCACUUGAAUCAAAAUGACUCAUCCCCAGACUUGUUCUUAUGGAAGCACAACCCUGCUCUGCCUCAAGCUCAGUUCUCUACAAGAAAAGUUUGGAGUUCUUUAUUCCCUCCUGGACCUUCGAUAUCUAGGCACAAAACCGUUUGGUUUACGCAUCAUAUACCAAAACACGGCUUUCUCCUCUGGUUGGCUGUUCGGAAUCGUUUAUUAACCAGAGAUCGGUUGAGAUCUUGGGGUCUCCUAGUGCCUGCAGAUUGUUUGCUUUGUGGCAAUGAAGAAGAAUCCAGGGAUCAUCUCCUAUUCUCUUGCACCUUUUCUAAGGAAGUGUGGACCUCUUUUUUCACUCAUCCCUCUUUGAAUCCGCCUUCAACUUUUGGAGACAUUAUUCAGUGGGUUAGAACCUCAUUCAACCAACCUAAGUUGCAAGUUAUUUGCAAACUUAUAUUUCAAGGAGUGACCUAUGCUAUUUGUGCUGAGCGUAACUCAAGGCUUCAUUCCUCCUCGUCUACUUCUCCGAAGACCUCCCACUCUUUGGUGAAAGAAAUUCAGCUUCUUCUCCUAGCAAAGCUUGCAGGGCUGGACCGAUCGAACAGAGCAAUUCAACUAGAGCGAUCUUCAACUUCAGUAACACAAGUCUCCUUCAUUCACACUUGGUUCGAAUUUAUUCAAAUGUAG
Messenger RNA from Microthlaspi erraticum, 1050 nucleotides. The record is from the annotation of a GenBank genome assembly. NCBI's taxonomy places the organism in Eukaryota, Viridiplantae, Streptophyta, Magnoliopsida, Brassicales, Brassicaceae.